ACAGACAAUGCUGACAUUGAAGCUUUUUGUUUCCUUUUUCUUUUUGAUUAUUGUUCAUCUUCUCAAUAUCUGAUGAUUUGUCCACACACACACACACACAAAAAAAAAAAAAAAACGGCUGCCAUUCUGCUCUUUUGAUAUGCAGGCAGAGGCCUUCACUCGUAUGUUUGAGGAAGAGAAGUUCGAUGUUUGGCUAGCAGAGAAUAUGGGGCUGAUAGACUACAAUGCAACUCCCUGGGUACCUGUAGAUGACAAGCCUGACAAGGCAAGACGGCAGGUUACUGGUGAGAAAUCUGUGGUUGGGGGCAGCAUUAUGAGCAAUAUGGCGGAAUCAGGGAAGGCUGAGGUAGUUGAGAGUUCUGGGGAGACACCCCAGGUCAAGCUGGAGAUGAAAGUGCAGCCUGUAACACCUGUACCGCCUGACCGUUUAGAGGUUGAACUGCGGGCCCAAGAGGAGAAGCUCCGCUUGCAGGCCCAGGCAGUUGAGAACCUAAGGGCAGAGCUCAAGAGGAAGGCAGAGCACGCCCAGAAAAAGGCCAGGAGAAAAGUGUUGAUUGGAGACAUGCAGCGAAUCAUGAGCCUCGGUACGACCAGUCAGGCCAGUAAGGACAUGACAGAAUUCAUCCUGUUGCAGGAUGAGAUUCACCGGUCCUACUUUACUAACUGGGAUGACCGAAUCUCAGGUCUAGAGACCAGUCAUUCAGCUUUGUCAAAGAAGCUGGAUGACAUCUCUGCGCAGCUGAGCAACAUUGCCAAACAACUGCAGAUCACCCCUGUCCAGACUGUUCCUCCUUCUUUUGGCCCUUCUGCAGCACCUGUCCCAAAACCCCCGCACUCCAGACCUACAUCCCCACCUCUUACACCCAAGUCACCAGCACCCUCUCAGUCCUCAGCCCCAUUUGAACCGCAGCGGCCCAAGCUGACCUCUCUACCAAUGUUCUCAGGAGAAGAUCCUAAGGUGGAUGUGGCAGAUUGGGUGAUUGCGCAGCGAACCUACCCGAGUGGGUUCAAAUGCGACGAGGAUGUGAAGGUGUCAGCCAUCCUGGCACGGCUGGAGAGGACUGCACUAAAAUGGUGCACCUCCACUUCCAACAAGCAAGGGAUGGAGAUGGCUGAUUGGGCGCAAAGGUUGGGGGUGGCUGGAUUUCUGCAGGCCCUGCAAGACCGGUUUGCAGACAAGGAGCAGGCAAGAAAGGCUGCAGAUAAAAUUAUGUGCCUGGGCCAGAAAAAGUUUGAUGGCUCCUUGUCCAAACUGUAUUCCACUUUCGAGAGUCUGACAUCGACUCCAGGGUUGGAGAUGAGUGAGCAGGAUCUGGUCAUUCAUUUCCUGAGGGCAGCGCCUGAGCAAUUCCAGCUUGCUCUCUUCUCUCAGGGCCACAAGGACUGGAGGUCCUUUGGCAGAGCAGCCCUGGAUGUGGAGUCCAAGGUCCAUGUCCAGGAAGCACCUUCUGAAGGAAGGAAGGGGCCCUCCUCCAAAGGGCGAAGGAGGAGGAAGGGCGCCCUGUUUGCUGCUGCAACGUCUGGUUCUGAUAGUGACGCAGCAUCCCAGGGUGGAAGCCCUCCACCUGGGACUGCAUCAUCAUCAGCUGCAGAUCCUGUUCUUGCCUUGGUUGAUGCUUUGAUGGGCUUGGCAAAGGGAAAGGCCCCAGCCCAGAAAGCACCAUCCAGUCGCCAGGGGAAAGGGAAGGGACGUGCCUCUUCCCCUGGGGCCCAGAGAGUACCUUUACCACGAGACGUCCGCUGGCCAGCUGACCCACUUGAUCCUUCCACCUUCCCAUGGCAUGCACUCAGGAUCCAGGAGGGAGUUUGGAGGAAGAGGAAGGAUAAGGGGGUCUGCCUGAGAUGCGAGGGGGACCACUUCCUCAAGGACUGUCCCAGUAUGCCUCGGUCUUCCACUUUUGAAGACUCUGAGCUGGAUGAGACGUGGGAGGAGGACGAUGCUCAGACUAUUGCUGAUCUUUUCCUGUCUUUGCAGGAGAAGAAGCACAAGUCUGAACUCAUCCUGCUUCGACCCUACAUCCUGGGAGCCAAGAUCAAAGGGCUCUUGGACUGUGGGGCUACUCGCAACUUCAUCUCCCCCAAGGCAGUCAACAAACUACACUUGGACCAGAGGUUGGUGAAGCUGCAACAGCCAUUGGAGGUCCGUAUUGGGGACUCUUCCACAGUCAGGAUUACCACUGCUGUCAAGGGCCUACCUGUGUCCUUUGACAAGCAGGGGGAAGUCAGGCAUCGCCUGAACUUCUAUGUGUUCCCUAACGUUCCCUUUGACCUUGUCUUCUCUAUGCAGUGGCUUGGUGCCACCAAUCCUAGGAUUGACUGGCGGAUUCCUAGGGUUGAGCUGCCUGACCGGCAUGGGGUCUAUCGCCCUUGCAUACUCGCUGAUGAGUACCAUCCGACGAGCAACUGUUAUUGCAUGAGUGCUCGCAAAUUUUUGCGAUUCUCACACCAGACUGACCACGCUCGUCUGUUCGUGGCUUAUGUCAAACAGACUGACGUGGAAACUGCUCCCUGUCCCUCUCAGAUUCAGCAGGUGGUAGACCGCUUCUCAGAUCUUAUGGAGGAGCCUACUGGACUUGUCCAUAGGCAGACCAAACAUAAGAUUGAGAUCCUGUCUGGCUCGGUCCCUCCCAAGGGCCAGGUCUACAAGAUGUCUCCUGCUGAACUUGAAGAGCUCAAGAAACAGUUAGAGACCCUGACCAGCAAGGGCUGGAUCAGGCCCAGCACAUCUGAGUUUGGGGCACCAGUCCUCUUUGUUCCAAAGGGGAAUGGUGAGUUCAGGAUGUGCGUGGAGUAUCGUGGUCUCAACAAAAUCACGAGGAAGUCUACAGAGCCCCUUCCUCGCAUCGAUGACAUGUUGGACAUGGUGCAGGGCUGCACUAUUUUCAGCAAGAUCGACCUCAAAUCUGGCUACCACCAGAUUGAGAUGGCUGAAGGCGAUGUCCACAAGACAGCCUUCAAAACCAGGUAUGGGACUUACGAGUACCUGGUUAUGCCAUUCGGUCUUUGCAAUGCGCCAGGCACCUUCCAAACAGAGAUGCACCGCAUACUGAGGCCUUACCUGGACAAGUUCGUAGUUGUCUACCUUGAUGACAUCUUGGUAUUCAGUCGUUCUGUCCAGGAGCAUGCGCAGCAUCUGGCUCUGGUCCUCCAGGCCUUGCGUGCUAACCAAUACAAGAUUAACAGGGAGAAAUCCUCCUUUGGGGUGCUCUCUGUAAUCUAUUUGGGACACGUGAUUUCUGGAGAGGGGUUGGCUCCUGAGGCAACGAAAGUUGCUGCAGUUCAGGACUGGCCGCGACCUGCUAACAUUCGUCAUGUCCGGUCUUUCUUGGGGCUUGCAUCCUACUACAGGACGUUCAUCAAGAACUUCUCAGCGAUUGCAGCUCCCCUGACUGAUCUUACAAAGAACUUCCUUUCUUUGGACGAUGAUGGGAAUGUUCUGCAGCCUAUUGAGUAUAUGAGCAAGAAGAUCAAGGCCAAGAAGCUGCAGGACUCUACCUAUGAGAAGGAGCUCUAUGCUCUUGUGUCAGCGCUCAAGCAUUGGAAGCACUUUCUCCUGGGCAGGCACUUCAAGAUCUUCUCAGAUCACUCCACCCUUCAGUGGAUGAAGUCCCAGGGAGAGCUGAAUGACAAGCUUGCUCGCUAUAUUCAGUUCAUUGACAUGUUUGACUUUGAACUGAGACACAAGAAGGGCUGCUACAAUCGAGUAGCAGAUGCCCUUUCUCGUAGGCCUGACGCUUUCUUUCUGAUCUCCUUUACUCACUCGUUUGGAGAGAGGACACGUCAGACCAUUGCCCAUUUGCUGCCCCAGGAUGAGAUCUUUGGGCCUAUUGUGAGGAAUCUCCAGGACGAUCCUGCCUUUGAACCAGGAUACUCUCUGGUCUCAGGCCUGCUGUACACGUGCAGCAGAGGCGAGGAGCGCCUGUGCAUUCCCCAGGACCGCAAGCUGAGGACACUUCUGAUGUCAGAGUGUCAUGACGCUCGUGGUCACUUUGGUGCCCUCAAAUCGUAUGCAGCCCUGUCGCAACGCUUCUUCUGGAAGGGGAUGAGGAGUGACAUGCUGCACUAUGUGGGAACCUGUGAGUUAUGCCAAAGGAACAAGGUGGUACGACGACCUCCCCUUGGCUUACUCAAACCCCUACCUAUCCCUGAUGCUCCUGCACAGUCAGUUCCUAUUGAUUUCACUGACUUGGGUAGGACUACACCACGAGGUAUGCGUCAGGUCAUGGUAUGUGUGGAUCGGUUCUCCAAAUAUGCAGAGUUCAUCCCCUUACCAGCUGAGGCUCGUGUGUCGGCCGUCCAGGCGGCGUUUGCUGACAGGUGGGUUACACAUCAUGGACCACCCACCUCCAUUGUCAGUGACAGAGAUCCCCAUUUUUGCAGCAAUGAAUGGCAAUCCUACUGCAGGGAUUACCUUCAUUCGAGGCUGGACAUGACAUCUGGUCGUCAUCCUGAAGCCAAUGGUCAGGCUGAAGUGAUGAACCAGAUUCUGUUCCAAUUGCUGCGUCCUGUGAUCAGUCCAGAUCACCAGGACUGGGAUCUCCAUCUGAGUCGUGCACAGCUUGUGUAUAACACGUCUGUACACUCCUCGACUGGGUUCACCCCCUACCGGUUGCACUGGGGUCGUGAACCACGGCAGCCUGUCGAUGAUAUCAUCGACAAGGCUACCCCUACGCUGACACCUGGAACUGCAGAGUUCACCAGGCGUUACCGUGUGGACAUAGAGCGUGCCCGUGCUAACCUGUUGAAAGCCCAAAAGGCUAUGAUUCAACAGGCCAAUAAGCACAGGCGUCCUUCUACGAUUCGCACAAGUGACUGGGUGUGGGUACUCAGUUCCGAGCUGUCAAGAGAGGAGGACAUUUCGCCUAAGCUGCUGCCACGAUAUAUGGGUCCAUGGCAGGUGUCUUUCAAGUACCCUAGGCGGAUCUGUGUAUAUGGGACAGAAGUGACAGUGAUGCAGCAGAAAACGCGACCAAAGGACUUCAGCCAUUGUAUAUUAGAGGAGAUCAUGCUGUUGAAGGAUGUGCCGUUCGGUGAUUAUUUCCAGGUGCAUGUCAGGAAAGAAAUGUUCCGAAAGACAGAUGCGAUGAUAGGUGUACGGGCAUCCUUUGACCCGAAGUACAUGAAGAUGUCAACCCUUGUAGACCAUUGCCAAGACCAGGAUAGUGGGCGUAGUCUGCAGCCAGUUGAGUAUAUGAGUAAGAAGAUCAAAGUCAAGAAGCUGCAGGAUUCAACGUACGAGAAAGAGUUGUAUGCUCUAGUGUCAGCGCUAAAGCAUUGGAAACAUUUCCUCAUGGGCAGACACUUCCAGAUCUUUUCAGAUCACUCCACCUUACAGUGGAUGAAGACCCAAGGGGAACUUAAUGACAAGCUUGCGCGUUAUAUUCAGUUCAUUGAUCUCUUCGACUUUGAACUGAAACACAAGAACGGAUGCUACAAUCGUGUAGCAGACGCCCUUUCUCGUAGGCCUGACGCUCUCUGCAUGAUCUCCUCCACUCAUACUUUUGGAGAGGGUACUCGUCAGACCAUUGCCCAGUUAUUGCCACAGGAUCCGACUUUUGGCCCAGUUGUUAGGAAUCUACAGACUGAUCCUGCCUCUGAACCAGGAUAUAUUCUGGUCUCAGAUCUGCUGUACACUUGCAGUAGAGGAGAGGGGCGUUUGUGCAUCCCUCAGGACCGCCAGCUGAGAACACUCAUGAUGUCUGAGUGUCAUGAUGCUCGCGGCCAUUUUGGGUCCUUAAAGUCGUUGGCUGCCCUGUCGCAGCAGUUCUUCUGGCCAGAGAUGAGGAAAGACAUGCUGCACUAUGUUGAAACCUGUGAGUUGUGCCAAAGGAACAAGGUCGUGCGCCGACCUCCCCUUGGCCUACUACAGCCACUUCCCAUCCCUGAGGCACCUGCACAGUCAGUGUCUAUUGAUUUCACUGAUCUGGGGAGAACUACCCCUCGCGGUAUGCGUCAGGUUAUGGUGUGUGUUGACAGGUUCUUUAAGUAUGCAAAAUUUAUUCCUUUGCCAGAGGAAGCCAGAGUCCCGUCCGUACGAGCGGCCUUUGCUGACAGGGGGGUUACUCACCAUGGACCACCCACCUCUAUUGUCAGUGAUAGAAACCCGCGAUUCUGCAGCAAUGAAUGGCAGUCCUACUGCAAGGACUACCUUCAUUCCAGGCUGAAUAUGACAUCUGGUCAUCAUCCUGAAGCCAAUGGGCAGGCUGAAGUGAUGAACCAGAUUCUCUUCCAGCUGCUGCGUUCUGUGAUCAGCCCUGAUCAGCAGGAUUGGGAUCUCCAUCUAGGACGGGCACAGCUAGUGUACAACACCUCUGUACACUCCUCCACAGGGUUCACCCCUUACCGGUUGCACUGGGGACGUGAACCACGACAGCCUCUCGAUGACAUCAUCGAUAAGGCUACUCCCAGACUGACUCCUGGGACUGCAGAGUUCACCAGACAGUACCAGAGGGACAUCGAACGAGCCAGAGUUAACUUGCUCAAAGCCCAAAAGGCUAUGAUCCAGCAGGCUAACAAGCAUCAUCAACCAUCCCCCAUUCGAGCUGGUGACUGGGUCUGGGUACUUAGUUCUGAGCUAUCGCAGGAGGAGGACAUUUCGCCUAAGCUGUUGCCGCGUUACAUAGGUCCAUGGCAGGUUUUAGAUACAGUGGGGGCUGACCCUUUCGGGCCUUCCUAUCAUGUAGAUGUCCCACUGCAUCUACAAACCUACCCUGUCUUCCAUGCAUCCAAGCUGUUGCCUUUUACACCGGCUGAUGCAUUUCCAAACAGGCCUCCACAAUUCGGUCCCCCGAUCCCUGGGAAGGGAUAUGAGGUGGAAGAAGUUGUGGAUGAGUAUGGUACAGGCCCGGAUAAGGAGUACCUUGUGAAGUUCCUCUACCAGCCCCAUACUGAGGAUCGCUGGUUUACUCGCAAGGAACUUCUGAAAACAGCCAAGUCUGAGUUGGAUAUGGGUCAUGGCGGCGUAGACUUUCUCGAGGGGCUUGUGGUCGGGUCUGUCCGUUGGAAGCAAGUCCUCGGGACGCUCGUGGUCGAUAACAAGACAAUAGUAAGCGGAGUCGGGGUGUUCACGAGACAUGUGAAGGAACUGGUGAGGGGAGACAGGGGGUGGGGUAGAAAGGGGGAGAAGGGUGAUGUUAUGGAAGAAGCGGGGGCGGGAGGGAGCGGGCGCGAAGUGGUGAUGGGGGUGGAGGAGUCGAUCGUGGUGACGCAUGCGAGAGAGGAGGUCAGCAAGGGGCAUGUCGGGUUCGUGGGCGAGGGCGGUUGCAAGAUCUUUGUGGCAUACUCGCUUGAUGCGGGAGAUGAACGCAAAGUCGGGAAUGACGGUGGUGGGGAGGUGAUGGCGGAGGGAGCGGAUGUAUUGGACGAAGCGGUCCGUGAGACCGGUCUGGCGGAGGUGACAAAAUUGUUCGAGGUAGUCAUCGAUGGUUUUCUGGGGGUGGAAGGUGGCAGUGAGAAGGUUGGCCCAUUGGAGGAAGGAGUGAUGCGGUCCUCCGGAGGCGCGGCGGUUGCUGACUUCGGCCAUCCACCAUUUGGCGGCAUUGCCGAAGAGGCCGGAGGUGGCAAUGGGAAGCCAGUGGACAAGGGGCAUGUGGUGGAGCUUGAAAGAGUUAUGGAGCUGGGUAAGGAAGAGGAAAACGUCCUCGUGGGGAAGUCCAGAGAAGGGCAUGAUGUCGGCGGAUCGAAAGGAACGGGGGACUUCCCCUUCGCGGGAAAUGAUCCGGGCGAAGGUGUUGAAGUUGAGAUUACCGGGGGUAGUGUCGUAGCAGGUGUAAUCGAAUUGGUUGUUGUCGUCAAGGAGGUAGUUGGGGGGAAGUUGUGGCAUUGCGGGGUAAACCCCGAAGAGUCGGAACGAAGAUCAGACAUGGUGAUGGAAGAUUGGGCCAUGGUGGGGGAAGAGGGGGUGGAUGACGUGGCCGGAGCGGAAGUGGAGGCGGUAGCAGCGGAUGUGAUAGCGGCAGCGGUGGAGGCGGCAGCAGCAGCGGCGGCGGCGGCGGCGCAUUGGGAGGUCUUGGUUUGGCGUGGUGGCAUGUGGAGAUGGGGGGGGCAAUUCCUAUUUACAAGAAUAGAGCGUCAUCAAGUGAUUUAGCAAUGAAGGUAGCAGAGAAUCGCAGAGCAAGAAUUAAUUUUGAAUAAAUUAAUUUGAAUUUA
Molecule: messenger RNA, 8148 nt
Organism: Chara braunii
Lineage: Eukaryota; Viridiplantae; Streptophyta; Charophyceae; Charales; Characeae
Source: the annotation of a GenBank genome assembly